GUGGUGGAAAAGGCAUAGGAGUAGUUUUUGUGCGUACACAUCGUUUAUGCAUCUGGCCCCUGAUUGUUUGCAGCAGAGUUUAAAUUCAGAAAAAUGUAGAAAGAAAGGAAGGCUCAGAGAAACGUGACCAUAUGUAACAGAAGAAACUCCCACACUACCUCAGAGAGGCAGCAAGGGAGAGAAGAAGGAGCAGCGCGUAGGUUAUCCAGUUCCUUGCGCAGCUUUAAACAUCUUGAGCCGGCCACAAUCAUCAUGUCGUCUCCCCAGUACAUUGAGUACCGCGGGUUUCUCCUGCCAUCUGAGGCGCACAGCGCGGAGAGCUUGGAGUACGCGCAAAACUUCUCUGUGGAAGACACCGACGUGUUUGCUGUGACUUACCCCAAGUCAGGUACAAUCUGGAUGCAGGAGAUCCUCCCACUGUUGCUGAAUGGAGGCGAUCUGACACCGAUCCAAACCAUUCCCAACUGGGACAGGGUCCCCUGGCUGGAGGAGAAAAGACUGGCAGAGGUGGUGGACCAGUUGCCAUCUCCACGGGCAAUGGUCACACAUUUUCCUUACCACCUCAUGCCCGCCUCCUUCCACACCUCCAAAGCAAAGGUAAUCUAUGUCAUGAGGAACCCUAAGGACAUCCUGGUGUCUUCAUUCUACUUCCAUCAGAUGGCUGAAUUCCUUGAGGAUCCAGGAACCUUUGAUGAAUUCAUAGAGAAAUUCCUAGAGGGCAAAGUGCUGUUUGGAAAAUGGACAGACCAUGUGAAGGGCUGGAAAGACACAGACCUGGGAGACAGAAUAAUGUACAUCACGUAUGAAGAAAUGGUUCAGGACCUGCCUGCAGCUCUCAAGCGCAUGUCUGAUUUCCUGGGCCGUAAUCUGAGUGAUGAAACCAUUCAGAAGAUAGCAGAACAUUGCUCCUUCAAGACCAUGAAGACCAACACCAUGUCCAACUUCAGCCUGGUCCCUAAGGUGUACAUGGACUCAGACAAAUCUCCGUUCCUCAGGAAAGGCAUUGCAGGAGACUGGAAAAACCAUUUCAGCUCAGAGCAACUGGCCAGAUUUACAUCGGUCAUUCGCAAAGAGCUGGGGAAGGAGAGCUCCUCUCUGCCAUGGAGCCUGGAUUGACCAUCGGUCAGAGCAAAGACAGAGAGGGAAAGAGCUGUAGAAAUAAAAUCAAGGCAAGUAGGAAGCUGGUGCUAACUGGGCCAAAAUUUUUAGCUGUUUUUGGUUUUAAUAUUUGGUAUAUGACUAAGCACAUUUUAUUGAUUUAAAAAUAAAUACAUAACAAAGAACCUCUUUAAAGUUGGUUGGAUAAAUAUGUUGUUACCUGAUCCGUCCCGAAUGGAAAUGCAGCAUCUACAACAGUACACCCUCUGCAGAGAACACAUUUUUGCUAUUAUGUGUUAAACUCGCAACAAUUUUUUGGAUCUUACUGCAACUUUAUGGUCCAGUAUGUGACAUAUUAAGUUGGGUUUUUUUUACCCUGAACAUCAUUAAAACAAUGACGCAACACUUAUGCAAAUUUGCUGGCUUCUCGCUAGCUCGCAUAAUAUCUCUACAUAAUGCUAUAUUGAACAGAAAACAUGUUUUUGUGCUAAUUACUGCAUUGAUCUUGUGUGCAGUUUAAAAUGUUUGUCUCUACUACUUAGUGUCAAACCACUAAUAUGUAAUUACUGUGGAACAAAUGUACAAAUGUUUUUAGGCAUUUACUUCAAGUAUUAACAGUUUUCAUAGGGAGGUAUUGCCUAAAUCUCCAGUGAAUGCUUAAUAUCUCUGUAACGGCGGCAGUAGCUCAGUCCAUAGGGACUUGGGUUGGGAACCGGAGGGUCGCCUGUUCAAGUCCCCGUCCGGACCAAAAUAUGGAGCGUGAACUGGUGGCUGGAGAGGUGCCAGUUCACCUCCUGGGCACUGCCGAGGUGCCCUUGAGCAAGGCACCAAACCCCCCCAACCGCUCGGGGUGCCUCACCAAGGGCAGUCCCCUCACUCUGACAUCUCUCCACUUUGUGCAUGUGUGUGUCUUUUGGACCUGUGUGUAAUUGACAAGCAAGAGUGAAAACAUUGAAUUUCCCCUCAGGGGGAUUAAUAAAGUAAAUAAAUUUAAACUUAACUUAAACUUAACACUCAUUACUGUGUUUUGGUUCAUAAAACACAGGUUCUUACCUAUUUGUGUAUGUCUGAGGGAACAAACUACGCUAACAUCCACACUGAUAUGUUUUUGUUCUAAAACCAAAACAAUUGCAUUCACACUACUCCGGCGUUUGCAACCCUCAGAAUUGAGA
Epinephelus fuscoguttatus (brown-marbled grouper) is the source of this 2270-nucleotide messenger RNA. RefSeq names its product sulfotransferase family 2, cytosolic sulfotransferase 3 (gene sult2st3). Gene Ontology annotation, molecular function: sulfotransferase activity. The coding region runs from base 253 to 1116 and encodes 287 amino acids. Gene Ontology annotation, biological process: sulfation. Lineage: Eukaryota; Metazoa; Chordata; Actinopteri; Perciformes; Serranidae. Gene Ontology annotation, cellular component: cytoplasm. The record is from RefSeq and is a predicted model, not a curated record. The transcript is spliced from 6 exons.